GGGGGCGGGCGAGCGCCAUCUUGGAGCCGCCCCUGACACAGCAGCGGCGGCCGGCGCCAUCUUGGGGCCUGGCAGGUGGCGCGGCGGGGCUGGCGCGGCCAUGUUUGUGUGGGGCGCCAUCCCGAUGCCGGGCUGAGGGAAGCGCCGGGCGGGAUGGCUGUGGGAGCGCCCGUGGUCGGGCCGCCUCACCCAGGUGGUACCCACCUGCUCCCCUGCAUCCCCCGGGGCCGCUCCCCUGCCGCCCUGGGGCAGACCUGGCGGGUUAAGCGUCAGUGUUCUCUCUGUGGUGCGGGCAUUAGAUGGCUUCUCGGUGAAAGAGCAAGCCAAAAAGGAAAUGCGGAACGAAGCACGACGGGCUUAGUUUCAGGAGUGGGUCUUCCCCCAUAAUGUGGCCAAAGAUUCAUCAGAGAGGUUGAAAUCUUGAAAUAGAACAUAUUUAACCUGGAGGAUGGAACUGGUUAAGGACCUUCCUGCAAAGUAGAGCUUGACUGGCAGGUUCCAUGGUGGUGACCAGGCUAUGUGUCCCUCAGGCAAGAGAAGACCAUAGGAGUAAGCUCCUAUCAGCAUUGCCUGCCUGGGCCCAAAGAGUCCCCCUGGUAGGAUGGCAGCAGAGAAUAAGAUGAAGCUACAGGAAUUUUCCUGGCAGGCUGCUGACAGCCUGUCUAUCUUUGUGGGUACAGCUCAGCACUGGCCUGUCUUCCUUUUUCUGGUUUUGUGUUGGAGGCAGCAUCUGUGUCUUUCACAGACACGCUCAGGAGCAGAAGUCUGCUCUGUUCAUUUCCCAGACCAAAACCAAAAUACAGGCUGAUUCUUGUAUAUCUGGGCUUUUGUCAUUUCUGCUAUCAGUCUUGAUUUCCCAAAUUGUGACGGGUGAUGGGGAAAUCCCUUGUUGAACACUAGAAAUGCCCUGGAAGUCUUCAGUUUUUAUUGUCUUGCCACAUUUUGUGCAAAUCAGCAUUUCAGUUAACCACUUCUAACUUUUUGUCAGUCAAAUUUCUUUUUAAAGAAUAGACUUUUAAUACCCUGAAAAGUAAAAGGCAGAUUAAAAUCCUUUUGUCAAGACCAGUCAUGGUUUGCUGAGUACAGUGUUCGGUAUUUGAUGAAGUAAACCAUCUCAAGCUGGGACAGAAGCUGAUCUGGAUUGGUAAGAAUCCUAGAAAUGGGAUUAGCUUGGUGAACGUGCUGACCUGUUAAGACAUAGAAGUGUCUUCAAGACAAUAACAGAGCAGAUAUGUCACAGUGACAUGGCAGGGUUUAGACUUAGGAAUUACUUCCAGCAAAGGUCACACAGUGUCAACAGGCAAGAUGUCAUUCUGUUGUUUUACAGAAUAUAGUAAAGUAUAUGUCUGUGAUUACCAUUCCAGUGCUUUCUAUUAAUAUUUUAUUUAGAGCACUAUUAUUUUGACAGUUUUGAGGAACUUCCUGUGGUUUGACUCUUUAUUUUAUGAGCAUAUGAUGUCUAAAUCUUGAAAUGACAUUCAAAUGAGUCAUUUUAUCAGGGUGAAAGAACACACUUGGCACACACAUGCGCAUGCAGGAAAAAAAAUGCAGUUCCUAAAAUGUCACGUGAGAGCUUUUUCAGUCACUCCAGAGACAGGAUUGAUGGUACUUGCUCCAACGCACUGAAAUAACUGCUUCACUCAGCUCCAGAAUGCCUCAAGUCCUGGGCAAUAGCAGUUCACAGGGAGAGGCUGCUGUAUAUUAUGCAUCAGAAUCAAUUGUCUCCAUUGCUAUCUUCACCAUCGUUUUCGUCAUAGGUAUCCCAGGCAAUGGGUUGGUGAUCUGGGUAGCUGGUUUGAAAAUGAAAAGGUCUGUGAACACUGUCUGGUUUCUAAACCUUGCUGUGGCUGACAUCAUGUGCUGUUUGUCCUUGCCCUUUUCCAUUGUUCACCUUGUCCUCCAUGAACACUGGCCCUAUGGCUGGUUCCUCUGCAAAGUCAUUCCAACAGUCAUAAUCUUCACCAUGUUUGCUAGUGUCUUCCUACUUGUGGCCAUCAGCAUUGAUCGGUGUCUCCUGGUGAUGAAACCUGUCUGGUGUCAGAACCACCGAACAGUGAAAUUUAUAUCGCUAAUAUGCAGUGGCAUUUGGAUGCUGGCCUUCAUUUUCUGCUGCCCUGUCUUCUACUACCGUGAGACAAGCACUUACGAUGGCAAAACGGAGUGUGUGUACAAUUUCGGAGUUGAUGAUUACAGAGAUGAUCCUGUAAAUACAUCUGUAAAUGUGUCUGUAAAUGAGUUAUGGGAGGAAUACUCAAUCUACAAUGUUAGUGACUUGUGGGGAGAUAUCACUGAAGGUAAUGACUCCAUAGCCCUUGCCUCGGUGGUAAUAAACAUCACCAGGGCUGUCUUUGGCUUUGUGCUGCCCUUUGGCAUAAUGGCAGUUUGCUAUGCCCUCAUUGUUUUCAGAACACAUGCAAAUCAGUUUCACAAGCCACACAACAGGACACUGCGAACAGUUGUGUUUGUGGUAGCUGCAUUCUUCAUCUGCUGGGCUCCGUACCAUGUAGUUGGGAUUCUCCACAUUGUACCUACUUUUGGAAGAGGGCAGAUGGAGUCACUGAUCCUGUGGGAUCACCUCUCUACAGCACUUGCAUAUGCCAACAGCUGCAUCAACCCCCCGCUUUAUGUUUUUGUGGGACAGAACUUCAGGGCAAAGGUACGGCAAUCGGUGCGAAGAAUCUUGGAAGGUGCCUUUAGUGAGGAACUCACAUCUUCAACCCUUCACAGAAGCCAGACUUCAGCAGAGAAGAACCUUAGCAGCGCCUUUUAAUGCAGGACUUCCUAUCACCACUGCAGAAAGAGCAAGCUAUAGCGCUGCACAUCAAUUACUCUCUGCUUAGCACGUGGUUUUUCUCCAUUAUGUUUGUUUAAGCUGCGGCUCCAACCCAGGACACUGCAGUCAUUCAGCUCAUGACAGAUAACUCUUUUUUAUAUCCUACACUAGACACGGGAAGUUGGAAGCACCAAGACUAAUAAUCUGAGGGAUGACUGGUGAAGCAGAAGACACAGUACUUUAACCUACACAGACUAUUUUAAGCAGGGCUGGCUACAGAUUAGUGGUGGGAACCAUGUAGUUGAACCUCUCAAUUGAGCUAAGAAUGUUACUUUAUUUGCAUAUGUCUGUAUUCUACAUCUCCUGUCUCUGAUAAAGUGCAGAUAAAACUAAUUUGGAUGUUGCUU
Molecule: messenger RNA, 3180 nt
Organism: Oenanthe melanoleuca
Lineage: Eukaryota; Metazoa; Chordata; Aves; Passeriformes; Muscicapidae
Gene: C3AR1
Product: complement C3a receptor 1
Exons: 3
Coding region: 1652-2770 (372 amino acids)
Biological process (GO): chemotaxis; complement receptor mediated signaling pathway; inflammatory response
Cellular component (GO): plasma membrane
Molecular function (GO): complement component C5a receptor activity; G protein-coupled receptor activity
Source: RefSeq, a predicted model, not a curated record